Messenger RNA from Staurois parvus, 1155 nucleotides. Lineage: Eukaryota; Metazoa; Chordata; Amphibia; Anura; Ranidae. The record is from the annotation of a GenBank genome assembly.
AUGACCGAAGAUGAUAAGAGGAAUUGCUGCUUGUUGGAAAUACGGGACACAGAAGACAAAUAUUACAAGACAUUGGAAGACAUCAGAAUGAAUUACAUGGUACCCCUGAAGCAGUUACUUACGCCUGCCGAGACUGCUGUCGUUUUCAUUAAUUUGGAGGAGCUCAUAAAAGUCCACUUCAAUUUUCUGAGGACCAUUGAGAUGUCCAUCAUGUCCGGUGGCAGCACCAUUGGACAGGUCUUCCUAGACUACAAGGAGAAGCUUCUCUUAUAUGGAGAGUACUGCAGCCAUAUUGAAUAUUCCCAGCAGACGUUGGACCAGCUUAUGGUUAUGAGGGAGGAUGUAAAGAUGAAAAUUGAGGAAUGUUCUAUGAAGGUUCAAGAUGGAAAGUUCAAGCUGCAGGAUCUGAUGGUGAUUCCAAUGCAGAGAGUACUCAAGUAUCAUCUCUUGCUUAAGGAACUUCUCAGUCACACGUCAGACUGUCCAGAGAGACAGAUACUAAGAGAGGCUCUAGAAGCCAUGCAGGAUCUAGCAAUGUAUAUUAAUGAAGUCAAAAGGGACAACGAGACCCUGAAGAAGAUCAGCGAGUUUCAGAACUCCAUAGAAAACCUGCAAGUAAAACUGGAAGAGUUUGGAAGACCAAAGAUAGAUGGAGAACUGAAGGUCCGAUCAAUGGUCAACCAGGCGAAGCAGGACAGGUAUUUGUUCCUGUUUGAUAAAGUUGUCAUUGUGUGUAAGCGAAACGGGAACAACUAUGAGCUGAAAGAAAUCAUUGAACUGCUGUCCCAUAAAAUGACAGAUGACCCCAUGAACAACAAAGACAUUAAGAAGUGGUCAUACGGCUUCUUCUUGGUACACCUACAAGGGAAGCAGGGCUUCCAGUUCUUCUGCAAGACAGAUGACAUGAAGAGGAAGUGGAUGGAGCAGUUCGAAAUGGCAAUGUCAAACAUCAAGCCAGAGAAAGCCAACGCCAACCACCACAACUUUCAGAUGUUUACCUUUGACAAGACAACUAGCUGUAAGGCCUGUAAGAUGUUCCUGAGGGGCACAUUCUACCAGGGCUACUACUGCUCUAAGUGCGGGGUUGGUGUACACAAGGAGUGCCUUGAGACGAUCCAUCCGUGUAAAAUGGCACUUUUACAUCUUUUAUGGUAA